AUGGAAUCAGAUAGUUCAAAGAGAUUUUCAAGAUGUUCCAGUACAACUUCAGAGUAUACAUCUUCAAGAAAUUUUCAUAUUCAUCAAUUAUUAGAUUCAAAUAAGAAUGACAACAACCAGAACAAUAAUGAUCAUACUUCUCUGAGUAAUUAUCCUUUAAAUAAAUUACAAAGUUAUCCAUUGAAUUCAACUAUACAAAGUCAAUCUGAUUAUUUAAUCAAUCAUAAUAAAAAGGGGAUUACAGAUAAAAACAAUCUUAACACAACCACUUCUAUAACUAAUCCUAAUUAUAAUCAUUUGCUGACAACAAUUUCUCAAUUAAUGAAUAAUUAUAGUUCAGAGAAAAUAUUAUUUUUUUUAAAGUUAACACAAAAUUUGUAUUCUGAUACUAUUGAAAUUCCUAUUGAACUACAAAAUUUACUUGAAACAAAAUUGAUAACAAUGAAAUAUUCAAGUGAACUUUCAGAACACCAACAACAAAAUAAUAAAGAGAUUAGUUGUUUACAAAAUCAAUUGAAUGCCAAUAACAAGUAUCAUUAUAACACUUGUAAGCAUAAUAAUGAUGAUAAUGAAGAGAACCCUAUUGAUAUUGAAAAACGAAAAGAGAUAGAGUGUAAAAACCAAAUGGUAAUUACAAAAACCAGUGAUGAAUAUGAAGAGAAUUUGAAAAUUAUGAAAAAUUUAAUGCAAAACUCUUUAGAACAAAUAAAAGAAACACCAGUAAAAAAUUAUCAACAAGAAGAAAUUGAAUCAUCUAGAUUAUUUUCUGAUAGUCAUGUUAAAUAUGCACAAAAGGCAUUCGAUUUAUUAACUAAUGAAUGCGGAACCCAUAACUUAUUACCAUUAAUGUUGCAUAACCCUGUAUCUGGUUAUCCUUCAAUACCCGUAUACAACAGAAAUGUUUUCCCAUCGAAACAAUGUCGACGUCGUAAAGCAAGAACUGUAUUCAGUGAUUAUCAGUUAACUGGUUUGGAGCAUCGAUUUGAAACACAACAUUAUCUAUCCACACCUGAACGUAUUGAAUUGGCUAAUCGGUUAAAUUUAUCAGAAACACAGGUUAAAACAUGGUUUCAGAAUCGACGUAUGAAACACAAAAAACUAAAACGUUACAUUCCAGACUCAAAAUUUACCCAGAAAAGUUCUUCAAAAUGUCCAAGUUCUGCAGGUGCUGAUGAUGAAGAAGAAGUAGAAGAAGAAGAAGAAGCAGAUGAUGAUGCUGAAGAUAAUAGUGGUGACAAAGGUUCAACUGCUGAAGGGAAUCACAAUAGAAGUGUUUCUUUGUCGUCCAAUCGAAUUUUAUAUUCUUUUUCAACUAAACAUGAUAACACUGACAUUUCAAACACUAAGAUUAACAAUCAUGAUGUCGAUGAUGAUGAUGAUGACGACAGUACUGAUCCUUCGGAGAUGAAAGUCCAUUACAGACCUCCAGUAUUGAACAGUGUUAACAAUUCCAGUAUGCUUUCUAUGUCAUCGUCAAAAAUAGAAGAACCUUUAUUGUCAACAUCAACUACAUUGACAAAAUCAACAAGUUUAGUUCCAGCUCCUUCAUUGUCAACAUCAUCAUCAUCAAGUUUACCAACAUCAUUAUCUCUCUCGGUUCCAUAUCAUUUUUACUCAUCAUCAGGAGAUGAUAAUUAUAGAAAUUGGAGAAAUUUCCCACCACAAUUACGAAUGGAUCAAAUAAUCAAAAACUUUCUAACCUAUGAUAUGAUUGAAAAGGCUUAUUUAGAAUCUACGCUUAACUUUACUAAUACAACUAGUACUCAUAAUAGUAGUGGUACUGAUUUCGUCAAUGAUACCGACCAAUACACAUCAAACAACCUUAAUAUUACUACUAAUACUGUUUACAAUAAUGAUACUUCAUCACUAAGGAAACAGAUAAUGUCUGAUUGA
Messenger RNA from Heterobilharzia americana, 1893 nucleotides. Lineage: Eukaryota; Metazoa; Platyhelminthes; Trematoda; Strigeidida; Schistosomatidae. The record is from the annotation of a GenBank genome assembly.